Molecule: messenger RNA, 2750 nt
Organism: Carcharodon carcharias (great white shark)
Lineage: Eukaryota; Metazoa; Chordata; Chondrichthyes; Lamniformes; Lamnidae
Gene: sap18
Product: Sin3A-associated protein
Exons: 4
Coding region: 86-514 (142 amino acids)
Biological process (GO): negative regulation of DNA-templated transcription
Cellular component (GO): nucleus
Molecular function (GO): transcription factor binding; transcription corepressor activity
Source: RefSeq, a predicted model, not a curated record
AUCAAAGAUGGUUGCCGAAACUGUCGCAGACUAUUGUUGACAUGCGCGUUCUGCGUGCGCGGUUCUCGGGGCUCGCUCGCUCUCUAUGGUGCGGUCGCCAUCGCUGAGAGAGCGGAGGGGAGGGAACAUGGCCGUGGAAUCUAGAGUCACCCAGGAGGAGAUUAAGAAAGAACCAGAAAAGCCGGUGGAUCGAGAAAAGACAUGUCCCCUUCUGUUGAGAGUGUUCACAACUAAUAAUGGAAGACAUCAUAGAGUGGAUGAUUUUGCUAGAGGGAAUGUCCCAUCUAGUGAGCUACAGAUCUACACUUGGAUGGAUGCUACACUAAAGGAGCUAACAAGUUUAGUAAAGGAAGUCUAUCCAGAGGCCCGAAAGAAAGGAACACACUUCAGCUUUGCAAUUGUGUAUCCAGAUCCUAAACGGCCUGGUUACAGGUUUGGUCUUUGUGCAUGCGCAAAAUGCAUCUGUGCUCUGAUCACCACCUCCCCCAACACCACUGGUCAUCAUGAACCCUAACGUGUGUACUGAAGUCCUAGUGACACAGCAGUUAUCAAUGUAUGAGACAGAUCCAGCUUUAGAGAAAAACAAGUUAACGAGACAACUAGAUUGAGUUUAGCAGGUUUUCUAGGAAGGUGAUUCAACUACUUACCUCCUGCUGCAACAUUUUCAAUCUACCUACCAACUGUUGUAUUAUGUUUUAAUUCAUAUGUCUUGUAUAAUGUCAAGUGUUAUGUUUCAACAUACAUAAGCAUCAGAAAACUGAAUUUAGGGAAUUAUUGUGCCGAAUCAUCUUCAUUCUGCCAGGAAUACUGGUCUAACUAUAUGGAGGCCCAGUAGUGUCAGCCCAUUGUGCCACUAAUUAUGGUCAUUAUGCUACUGACAAGCUUGUAACAUUACAGCAGAACAAAAUGAGUGAGAGCACAAGAGAGGAAAAGAAUAGUGCUACUUUAAACUUUAAUAACUUUUGAUGUACAUAUGAUAGAAGCAAACUGAACAGCAUAAAGCAUAAUGCAAAGUUUUUUAAUGUUAAUGUAACAAAUGAUGCUGAAACUAAUUGAAAAUGGUGGAAAAUCAGAUUUAAUAAUACAUCACAGAAAUAUCAGUUACUUUGAAGUCUAGAAAUUUGAACUUCCUUAUAUUAAAACUUCAAAUGCGAUUUACUUUGCUAUCCUGUGUACACCUGAAGCUAAAGUUCCACAUUGACUUUAUAAAUGUCCUAUAUAGCACCUCUCAUGUCCAUGGACAUCUGAAAAAACUUCAAAAAGACUGUGAAAUAAGUAAUUGACUGUGAAGUAGUCACUUACAUAGGCAGACAUAUAGUCAAUGUGUGCUGUGAGUGCUAACAAGAGCCAAACUGACACUAAGUAAAACAGUGACAGCCAGUGUAGAGUACUCUCCAAAUGUUCUUCUAUUGAAUGUACAAAUAUUAAAAUCAGGCAUAAGGUUACUGAUUUUUCCACAAAGUUUAUUCCUAAAACAGUUAAACAUAACAUUUUAUUUUUAUGUGGGAUUCUGAUAACUAUAAUUCAUUGGCCUUGAUCACAACCCAAACUUUUGCAUGACCUUUAAGAUGGAACCAAAAUCAUGAAACGCAAAAUCUGCAGGUAAAGUUUAACUGUCAUUUUAAAAACCCAAGUUAAAAUUACACUGUACACUUUCUGAUAUUGAUGUAUAACUUCACAAAUACAUCAAGUGAAAAACUGCAAAGUGAAAGUUGUGGCUGGCUAGAAGGAAGGACCAAAAAACAUAUGUACAUGUAGUUUGAUUUGGGUUUUCCCUCCCGUGCCGUUCCUCUUCUGAAGCUGGUUACUUAAUCAAAGUCAAUCUUCUACAUUCUUGAAUUCUGAUUAAAAUGCUGCAUUGAAGAUUUCACAUAAAUUAUGCUCAUAGUGACCGAAUUCUAUCAUUUUGUUUGAACUUAGAGGUUUGGAAUGUUUUGGAAGGAGACAAAUGCACAAUCACAUUUUGAAUGCCUGUCACGCAGUUUUCAGUAUUCUACCUCCAUAUAAUAUACCCAUGGCUUCAAACACAUGAUAUAUUUUUCUACCCCACUAAGUUCAAUUCAUUUUAUGAUUCAUUCUCAAUUACAACCUAUAUCUGACCUUAUAAUAUGAAGGGAAUAUGCAAACAUAUUUUCUGCACUUCAUUGAUAACACUUUUUCCUACAGUACUGUUUACAUAGCUUACAUUACCUUCGUGUGGAUCCAGAGUUGCUUCUGUACUUGCUAAUUCAAUCACACAGAACUCUCCAUUGGCAUAAUGACCCAAGCAUUUUGCUCUGGUUACAGUUUUAAUUUGCUGAUUAAAUCUAGUAUAUUCAUUUCUCAUUAUCCAGUCUUGCUCAAUUCCUUUCACCAAGACUUGUCAAAGAUGGAGAAAGGUUACUUUCUGGAAAAACUAAAAGGGAACACGAGUAAUAUCAAUCCAAAUGCUUUUUGAUUACCCAAGGUAUAAAUAUCAUAACAUUUAGUACCAUAUGACUGGACUAUAGUGUUAACUGCACCAUUAAGUCUGCAGUUUUAUGUUGGUUUUGCUUGUGCAAUGAUCACACACUAUUUUUGUAUGAUAACUGUGCUGUAGCAUGAAAUGUAAAUAAAUUGCUGGCACCAGCUAUGAAAAGCCACAAUAAAAAUGGUACUUCGUUCAUAAGCCAGGGAUAAGAAAAGAUUUAUUAAAAGUUCUUGAUCCAAAACUUUUCAAUCAUGGCAUCUGGCUGUAUACUGAAUAAACUCAAAAUAUUUUUGCUCCAUUA